Molecule: messenger RNA, 1041 nt
Organism: Moneuplotes crassus
Lineage: Eukaryota; Ciliophora; Spirotrichea; Euplotida; Euplotidae
Source: the annotation of a GenBank genome assembly
UUGAAUUUUAUAACUAGGUUUUAAUAAAAUAUGAGGUGACCUUGAGAAAAAGAGUAUAGCGUCCCAUGUAGCAAGAUGACUACUGUGUUUGAAACAAUGGACCGACCUAGAGCUGGAUCUGUCAACUCACCUCCUUCCCUCUUGUGCAACACUACUAACUAUCAGGAAGAUAUGGUCAGUUCUGAUUCCACUAGAUCUAGGUCUGAAGCAAGUUAUUUAUACGAGUAUAAUUCAAAAACUUUGCUGAAGAAGGCUCAGUCAAUAAAGAAAUCAGGAAUAUUUUGGCAUGAUUCCUCCAUUAUGAAGUCACAAGAUAUUCAGGAGUCUUCUGACAUUGGAACUACAAUCCUUAGGAAUAGGGCUAAAUCAACUGCACUCCCAGACAAUUCUGCUCAGGCGAGCUUGGUGCCAAAGAAAGUUGUGCAGCCCAAAGUGAUGAAGUAUGUCCAGAAGACUUCUAAUCUGUUUGACCCUCUUGAAAAAGUUGCUGUUCUCUUUGCACUGCCUGAAAACAUUGCUUUUUAUAAAGGAGUGCAUGAAUUAGAUGGCCAAACUUACAUUCUAAAGAAAAUAAGAAUUUUUCUAAAAGACGAUGAAGAUAUAAAAGACCACCCAGCUUAUCAAGAGAUUUUGAUGGUAAAAGACAAUUCUUCAAAUGCUGAUAUACGAUAUGUUAACUCUUGGGUAGAAUUAGAGAAGGAAAUUUUAUGCGAAGAUUCUGGAGAAAAUGACGGUCUCUUUGUUCAAAUCUGCAUCCAAAUGAGGUAUAUUAACAGCUCAAUCAAACUUGUAAAGGAUUUACUCCUCUGGUCCGAUUCCUGUGGCAAAAGCUGCGAUGAAGAUACGCUCUUUGAUAUGGCUGAAGAUAUUUGCGAUCAAAUAGAUCUCACCAAGAAUGACGAUUUUGAAAAGAUCUGUGCAAAAUACGGAUGAGAUGGUACACUGAAGAAAAUCCUAACUAGCCCAGAGACCACUGAGCUUCAGGCUUGGAACAUCUGCUAUCAUGAACUAAUUAAUUUGUAAUAAAGUUGAAGCUCAUUA